AUGCCCGGAGGCCACAGCAAUGAAAACAAUCCGCGUCAUUCCGAACGUCAAGCUGUAGUCAAUACUGGGCCGGGAGUGCUGAACACGGGGUCUGGUCCGGCCAACGCAGGUCAUGGUACCCAGUAUAACAGCUCAGAUGUUCACAAUCACGUGGGCCAUAUCGUCAAUUUUUACAUGUGGCCCCCCAACUUUCCCCCUGACAUGGCUCAUGAUGACCAAAGCGCCUAUCAAAAUCCUCCAAUGGGUGCUUUCGUUGUACCUCCCUCUACCUCUUUUCCCGCACAGUACCCACAGCCUCAGGCUGGACGAGACACAUUCGCAAAUCUAGGACACCAGCAAGGAUAUUCUAGCGGUGGUCAUUUUAAAGCCAACAAUGCUACGGCCGGCGGCAACUUCCCUGGAACCCCAAACCCUUUUCAAGGCAGCAAGGCACCCCUUACCUACAUGGUAUCCGACGCCGUUGUGCAAAAAUGGAAACAUCUGCAGACUCAAGAUCCGGAAGUGGAUAACAUAGUCAAUCAUGUUAUCCAUGGAGUCGCUCCACAAGUCUACUACGCGAAAUAUGCACAGAUCUACCAAGAGCUGAUCGACCGCUGCAAUGCAGAGUGGCUGCAGGGCCAGGCUCCGGGUCAGCACCAGCAGCCUCAAGGACAGGCAGAGGCACGAACACAAGAGAUAGUUCAGAGCCACAAAGCCGUUGGGAACGAAUCGAAGCGUGGAGGUACUGAAAAGGCUACCAUAUGGCACGUAAACUUCAUCAACCACAUAGUCGAAUUUGCCAUCCGGAACGGCGUCGAGCAAGGCCGCCACGUCAAAGAUAUUGUAUGUACUAUCAUCCAGACUAUUGGCUCCUACAAUGUGGGCCGUCCUUACCCCGGUAGUCCUGAUCUCUUUGGUCCGUUGCUUGAAGUUGAGGCUUUGAUCCAAUGGUGCAAGGUACAGAAGUUGGAUAGGGGUGAUGCCCAGGCAUUGAUCUCUUCUGCAGCUAUCCAGAAAGGUUCUCAGCGUGCCCCAGGACUCCCCCUAAACCUCCUUCCGCAGAAGCUUGAGAACGAGAACGACUCCCAGCGCGACUCAAAGCGCAUGCAAGAUCGAAACCACAUCGCAAAGGUGAUUAAAUCUCAUGUUCGGGAUCGCACUAAAGAAGGCGAGGAGCUGGAAUCGAUCAAAGACCAGCUCAAGAAAGCUACCAAAUUUCAGCCUGGAGGCCCAAAGAACCGUAAUGCGGCCGAGCGUUUGGUACAAGGUCCUAUACAGUGGGCAUUGGAUCAACCCUACGGCAGGGGAGGGAAAGACAUCAGGACGUUGAUCAAACAGGAGGCAUUCAAGCUCUCCUAG
This is a messenger RNA of Mytilinidion resinicola, 1338 nucleotides long. RefSeq lists its product as uncharacterized. Bases 1 to 1338 code for a protein of 445 amino acids. The record is from RefSeq and is a predicted model, not a curated record. The transcript has a single exon. NCBI's taxonomy places the organism in Eukaryota, Fungi, Ascomycota, Dothideomycetes, Mytilinidiales, Mytilinidiaceae.